AUGGCAAAUCGUCCGUCCAAGAACCAAAAGCGGACCAAGUGGAAUCGGAAAUGUCGAGAAAAGUUAGCGGAAAAUAUUCACAGCAGGCUUGGAAUUACGGUCGAACCCUCCCAGGUACGGCUCAAAACAAACGACGACGAUCCAUAUACAUGGGAAAAAACCGAAGCGAUAAGUCACCUCUUUGCACAGAACCUGAGUGAAUUCUCUAUUAAGUCUCUCCAAAAACUGUGUGAAUGUAUCGACAAUAACUGUGUCGCCGCAACUUGGAAGCCUUCCGGCAAGGCGCCUCGUGCGACCCUUCGAGGAAAUAUGCAGGGCCAUUUCGUGAAAUCAGACAUGAGUUUCACGGCCAGGAUUAUCGAGCUCGAGAAGACCGAGGAGAGUUUAGCCCGCGAGCUGAACGAGUGGAAGGCACAAGCCAGCCUAGAGUCAGAAGGGAGACAGAAGGCAGAAGAGGAGGCGGCUCGAAUGGAGAUCGCCCUUCGGGAGGCCCGAGAGGAUGGUCGAAAGCUCGAAGGGUAUAUCCAGAAAUGGAAAACCGAGGCAAAGAAAUCCAGUGACGAUGCUGCUAAGUCUAGGGAAGUCAUAGACGCAAUCCUUGCAUUGCUCAAGGACUUUGGUUCGAGCAUUCAGGAGGAGUCCUUUGGCCUCAAACCGAGUCCUCGGACAUAG
Messenger RNA from Exophiala mesophila, 672 nucleotides. RefSeq lists its product as uncharacterized. The coding region runs from base 1 to 672 and encodes 223 amino acids. The transcript is spliced from 3 exons. The record is from RefSeq and is a predicted model, not a curated record. Lineage: Eukaryota; Fungi; Ascomycota; Eurotiomycetes; Chaetothyriales; Herpotrichiellaceae.